Molecule: messenger RNA, 5040 nt
Organism: Cynocephalus volans (Philippine flying lemur)
Lineage: Eukaryota; Metazoa; Chordata; Mammalia; Dermoptera; Cynocephalidae
Product: complement C5
Exons: 41
Coding region: 1-5040 (1679 amino acids)
Cellular component (GO): extracellular region
Molecular function (GO): protein binding; endopeptidase inhibitor activity
Source: RefSeq, a predicted model, not a curated record
AUGCGCCUUUGGGGAAUACUUUGUUUUUUAAUCUUCCUGGGGAAAAAUCGGGGACAGGAACAAACAUAUGUCAUUUCCGCACCCAAAGUAUUCCGUGUUGGAACAUCUGAAAAUAUUGUAAUUCAAGCUUAUGGGUACACUGAAGCAUUUGAUGCAACAAUCUCUAUUAAAAGUUAUCCUGAUAAAAAAUUUAGUUACUCUUCGGAUUAUGUUAAUUUAUCCCCAGGAAAUAAAUUCCAAAAUGCUGCAGUCUUAACAAUCCAACCCAAACAAUUGUCUGGAGGACAAAACCCAGUUUCAUAUGUGUAUUUGGAAGUUAUUUCAAAGCAUUUUUCAAAAUCCAAAAAAGUGCCGAUAACAUAUGACAAUGGAUUUCUAUUCAUUCAUACGGACAAACCUGUUUACACUCCACACCAGUCAGUAAAGGUUAGAGUUUAUUCCCUGAAUGAAGACUUGGAGCCAGCCAAAAGAGAAACUGUCUUAACUUUCAUAGAUCCUGAAGGAUCAGAAGUUGACAUAGUAGAAGAAAAUGAUUAUACUGGAAUUAUAGCUUUUCCUGACUUCAAGAUUCCAUCCAAUCCUAAAUAUGGUGUGUGGACAAUUCAAGCUAAAUAUAAAGAGGACUUUUCAACAACUGGAACCACGUAUUUUGAAAUUAAAGAAUAUGUCUUGCCACAUUUUUCAGUCUCAAUAGAACCAGAAAGCAAUUUCAUUGGUUAUAAGGACUUUAAUAAUUUUGAAAUUACUAUAAAAGCAAGAUAUUUUUAUAAUAAAGUAGUCACUGAGGCUGAAGUUUAUGUAUCUUUUGGAAUAAGAGAAGACUUAAAAGAUGAUCGAAAAGAAAUGAUGCAAAAAGCUAUGCAGAGCAAAUUGCUGAUAAAUGGAAUUGCUCAAGUCACAUUCGACUCUGAAACAGCAGUUAAGGAACUGUCAUAUAACAGUCUGGAAGAUUUAAAGGACAAAUACCUUUAUAUUGCUGUAACAGUCAUAGAGUCUACAGGUGGUUUUUCUGAAGAGGCAGAAGUACCUGGCAUCAAGUAUGUCCUCUCACCCUACACACUGAAUUUGGUCACUACUCCUCUUUUCUUGAAGCCUGGGAUUCCAUAUUCCAUCAAGGUGCAGGUUAAGGAUUCCCUUGACCAAUUGGUAGGAGGGAUCCCAGUAACGCUGAAUGCUCAAACAGUCGAUGAAAACCAAGAAACAUCUGUACUGGAGGCAAAGAAAAGUACAACACAUCUCGAUGAUGGGGUAGCUUCGUUUGUGGUUAAUCUACCAUCUGGAGUGAGGGUCCUGGACUUUCAUGUCAAAACCGAUGCCCCAGAUCUUCCAGAAAAAAAUCAGGCCAGCAAAAAUUACCAAGCAAUAGCAUACUCAUCUCUCAGCCAAAGUUACCUUUAUAUUGAUUGGACUGGAACCUACAAACCUCUGCUCGUGGGAGAACAUCUGAAUAUUAUCGUUACCCCUAAAAGUCCAUAUAUUGGCAAUAUAACUCACUAUAAUUACUUGAUUUUAUCCAAGGGCAAAAUCAUACACUUUGGCACGAGGGAGAAACUUCCAGAUUCAUCUUAUCAAAGUAUAAACAUUCCAGUGACACAGAAUAUGGUUCCUUCAGCCCGUCUCCUGGUCUAUUACAUCGUCACAGGAGAACAGACAGCAGAACUAGUGUCUGACUCAGUCUUGUUAAAUAUUGAAGAAAAGUGUGGCAACAAGCUCCAGGUUCAUCUGUCUCCAAAUGUAGAUGUAUAUUCUCCAGGCCAAACUGUGUCUCUUGAAAUGGCAACUGAGUCAGUUUCGUGGGUGGCAUUAGCAGCAGUGGACAGUGCUGUGUAUGAAGUCCAGAGAAGAGCCGAAAAGCCCAUGGAGAGAGUAUUUCAAGCUCUAGAGAAGAGUGACCUGGGAUGUGGGGCAGGUGGUGGUCACAACAGUGCUAAUGUAUUCCAUCUUGCCGGACUCACCUUCUUCACCAAUGCAAAUGCAGACGACUCCCAAGAACACGAUGAACCAUGUAAAGAAAUUCUGAGGGCAAGAAGAAUGCUUCAACAGAAAAUAGAAGAAGCAGCUGCUAAAUACAAACACACAGUAGUGAAGAAAUGUUGUUUCGAUGGAGCUCAUCGUAAUAAUGAUGAAACCUGUAAUCAGCGACUUGCACGGGUUACCAUAGGCCCAAUGUGCAUCAGAGCUUUCAACGAAUGUUGUGUCAUCGCAACCCAGUUUCGUGCUGAAAAGUCUCAUAAAAAUCUGCAACUGGGAAGGCUAUAUACAAAGACCGUGUUACCAGUAAGCAAGCCAGAAAUUCGUAGCUAUUUUCCAGAAAGCUGGUUGUGGGAAGUUCAUCAUGUUCCCAAAAGAAGCCAGUUGCAGUUUGCACUACCUGAUUCUCUAACUACCUGGGAAAUUCAAGGUGUUGGCAUUUCAAAUAGUGGAAUAUGUGUUGCUGAUCUUCUCAAGGCAAAGGUGUUCAAAGACGUCUUCCUGGAAAUGAAUAUACCAUAUUCUGUUGUACGAGGGGAACAGAUCCAGUUAAAAGGAACUGUUUAUAACUAUAGGACUUCUGGGACACUGUUCUGUGUUAAAAUGUCUGCUGUGGAGGGAAUCUGUACAUCGGGAAGCCCAGCCAUUGACCACCAAGGGACAAAGUCGUCCAAAUGUGUGCGCCAGAAAAUAGAGGGCUCCUCCAAUCACUUGGUGACAUUCACGGUGCUUCCUUUGGAAAUUGGCCUACACAACAUCAAUUUUUCACUGGAGACUUCAUUUGGAAAAGAAAUCUUAGUGAAAACAUUACGAGUGGUGCCAGAAGGUGUCAAAAGAGAAAGUUAUGCUGGUGUUACUCUGGAUCCUAGGGGUAUUUAUGGUGCCAUCAAUAGACGAAAAGAGUUCCCAUAUAGGAUACCAUUAGAUUUGGUUCCCAAGACAAAAGUCAAAAGGAUUUUGAGUGUAAAAGGACUGCUAAUAGGUGAGAUCCUGUCUGCAGUUCUGAGUCAGGAAGGCAUCGAUAUCCUAACUCACCUCCCGAAGGGGAGUGCAGAGGCAGAGCUGAUGAACGUUGUCCCAGUAUUCUAUGUUUUUCACUAUCUGGAAACAGGAAAUCAUUGGAAUAUUUUUAAUUCUAACUCAUUAACUAAAAAACAGGAUCUGAAGAAAAAAUUGAAAGAAGGGUUGGUAAGCAUCAUGUCCUUCCGAAACGCUGACCAUUCUUACAGCAUGUGGAAGGGUGGAGGUGCUAGCACUUGGUUAACAGCUUUUGCUUUAAGAGUACUUGGACAAGUAAAUAAAUAUGUGGAGCAGAACCAAAAUUCCAUUUGUAAUUCUUUACUUUGGCUGAUUGAGAACUGUCAAUUAGAAAAUGGAUCUUUCAAGGAAAAAUCCCAGUAUCUCCCAAUAAAAUUACAGGGUACACUGUCUUUAGAAGCCCGAGAGAACACCUUAUAUCUCACAGCCUUUACUGUGAUUGGAAUAAGGAAGACUUUUGAUAUAUGCCCGCUGGUGAAUAUCAACACAGCUCUGACUAAAGCUGACACCUUUCUGCUUGAAAAUACUCUCCCGGCCCAGAGCACCUUUACGCUGGCCAUCGCUGCGUAUGCUCUUUCGCUGGGCGAUAAAACUCACCCACGGUUUCGUUCAAUUGUUUCCGCCCUGAAGAGGGAAGCUGUGGUUAAAGGUAAUCCACCCAUUUAUCGUUUUUGGAAAGAUGAUCUUCAACCUCAUGAUAACCCUGCACCUAACACCGGUACGGCACAUAUGGUAGAAACUACUGCCUAUGCUUUGCUCACCAGUCUGAACUUGAAAAACAUGAAUUAUGUUAACCCAAUCAUCAAAUGGCUAUCUGAACAGCAGAGGUAUGGAGGCGGCUUUUAUUCGACCCAGGAUACAAUCAAUGCCAUCGAGGGACUGACAGAAUAUUCACUCUUGGUUAAACAACUCCACCUGAAUAUGGAUAUCAAUGUCUCUUACAAGCACAAAGGAGACUUCCACCAUUAUAAAGUGACAGAGAAGAAUUUCCUUGGAAGACCAAUAGAGGUGCCUCUCGAUGAUGACCUUGUCGUCAGCACGGGACAUAGCAAUGGCUUGGCGACAGUACAUGUAAAAACUGUAGUUCACAAAACCAGUACUUCUGAGGAAAUCUGCAGCUUUUAUUUGAAAAUUGAUACCCAGGACAUUGAAGGUAGAACAGCAUUUUUUUACACUGUAUCGGGAUACAAACGUAUAAUAGCAUGUGCCAGCUACAAGCCCAGCGCGGUAGAAUCAUCAUCUGGGUCCUCCCAUGCAGUGAUGGAUAUCUCUUUGCCCACUGGAAUCAGUGCAAACGAAGAAGACUUAAGAGAUCUUGUAGAAAGGGUGGAUCAGCUAUUAACUGAUUACCAAAUCAAAGAUGGACAUGUUAUUCUGCAACUGAAUUCGAUUCCCUCCAGUGAUUUCCUUUGUGUUCGAUUCCGGAUAUUUGAACUUUUUCAAGUUGGGUUUCUGAGUCCUGCUACUUUUACAGUGUAUGAAUACCACAGACCAGAUAAACAGUGCACCAUGUUUUAUAGCACUUCUCCUACUGAACUUGACAAAGUCUGUGAAGGGACGGUGUGCAAGUGUGUAGAAGCUGACUGUGGGCAAAUGCAGGAAGAAUUGGAUCUGACAAUUUCUGGAGAUACUAGAAAAGAAACAGCAUGUAAACCAGAGGUAGCAUAUGCUUAUAAAGUUAGCAUCACAUCCAUCACUAAAGAAAAUGUCUUUGUCAAGUACACUGCAACUCUUCUGGAUAUCUACAAAACUGGGGAAGCCCUUGCUGAGAAAGGCUCUGAAAUCACCUUCAUUAAAAAAAUGACCUGUACUAAUGCUGACCUGGUAAAAGGAAGACAGUAUUUAAUUAUGGGUAAAGAAGCCCUCCAGAUAAAAUACAAUUUCAGUUUCAGGUACAUCUACCCUUUAGAUUCCUUGACCUGGAUUGAAUAUUGGCCUACGGAUACAGCGUGUCCAUCAUGUCAAGCGUUUUUAGCUAACUUAGAUGCAUUUGCUGAAGACAUCUUUUUAAAUGGCUGCGAAAAUGCCUGA